AUGAGCAGGCCCCAGGCGCAGAAGGGAAACCACCAACUGCCCCUUCACCUGCAACAGAGCCGUCAGUGUACGUCCAUGCAAAUACUCCAGGCGCACGACGCGAUGUCGCUCAAAAAGCCUCCGGUCCGUCGAGCAUCUGCAUCAGCUAUCCGCGAUCACAACAGCGUGAAGGCGGCGUGCGCGACGGAAGUGGCGACGGCGGAGACCUUUCAGAGUAAUAGCCAGAGCGCGUGUCUGAGUGACUUUGACACAAAAAAACUGGCUCAUGUGGAAGAAAAGGUCACCGGAAGCUGCACGCACUGCCUGCUGCUGGCUUGGCACCCCCAUCGCCUUUUACGCACAGUCGAGACAGCAGCAACAGCAGCAGCUCACCGUGUGGACUGCUGGCCCCUCCGCUCCCAAAACCUUCACCGAGGAGCCUCAAGCAGCACCGGGGGAAGCGACACGACACCCCACUGCACACUCCGAUGGAUUAAUCUGAGUCAGCAGCGACGGUCGAGAAUGGGCUGCGUCCAAUGUAAGGAUAAGGAAGCAGCCAAACUCACGGACGACAGGGAGACCAGCCUGUCCCACAACUCGGGCUACCGCUAUGGCUCGGAGCCCACGCCCCAGCACUACCCGGGCUUCGGGGUCACCACCAUCCCCAACUACAACAACUUCCACACGGGCGCCUCCCAAGGGGUCACCGUGUUCGGAGGGGUGCACAGCUCGUCGCAGUCCGGGACGUUACGGUCGCGCGGAGGGACCGGAGUGACCCUGUUUGUGGCUCUGUACGAUUACGAGGCUCGCACUGAAGAUGACCUCACCUUCAGGAAGGGCGAGCGCUUCCAGAUCCUCAACAGCACGGAGGGGGACUGGUGGGAGGCGCGCUCUCUCACCACAGGAGGCACCGGCUACAUCCCCAGUAACUACGUGGCCCCCGUGGACUCCAUCCAGGCGGAGGACUGGUACUUUGGAAAACUGGGCCGGAAGGAUGCAGAGAGGCAGCUCCUGUCCAACGGCAACGCUCGGGGCACCUUCCUGAUCCGAGAGAGCGAGACCACCAAAGGGGCCUACUCUCUGUCCAUCCAAGACUGGGACGACAUCAAAGGAGACCACGUGAAGCAUUACAAAAUCCGCAAGCUGGACAACGGAGGCUACUACAUCACCACCAGAGCCCAGUUUGAGACCCUGCAGCAGCUGGUGCAGCACUACUCCGCCCGGGCCGCGGGGCUGUGCUGCAGACUCAUCGUCCCCUGUAACAAAGGCAUGCCCCGCCUCACUGACCUGUCCGUCAAAACCAAAGACGUGUGGGAGAUCCCUCGCGAGUCUCUGCAGCUCAUCAAGCGACUCGGCAACGGCCAGUUUGGAGAAGUCUGGAUGGGCACGUGGAACGGCACGACCAAAGUGGCGGUGAAGACGCUGAAGCCGGGCACCAUGUCUCCGGAGUCCUUCCUGGAGGAGGCGCAGAUCAUGAAGAAGCUGCGGCACGACAAACUGGUGCAGCUCUACGCCGUGGUGUCGGAGGAGCCCAUCUACAUCGUCACAGAAUAUAUGAGCAAAGGAAGUUUGCUGGACUUCUUGAAGGACGGAGAGGGACGGGGACUCAAGCUUCCAAACCUGGUGGACAUGGCCGCUCAGGUGGCGGCGGGCAUGGCCUACAUCGAGAGAAUGAACUACAUCCACAGAGACCUGCGCUCGGCCAACAUCCUGGUGGGGGACAGCCUGGUGUGCAAGAUCGCAGACUUCGGACUGGCCCGGCUCAUCGAGGACAACGAGUACACCGCCAGACAGGGAGCUAAGUUUCCCAUCAAGUGGACGGCCCCGGAGGCUGCGCUCUACGGGAAGUUCACCAUCAAGUCGGACGUGUGGUCGUUCGGGAUCCUGCUGACGGAGCUGGUGACCAAAGGACGAGUGCCCUAUCCAGGCAUGAACAACCGGGAGGUGCUGGAGCAGGUGGAGAGGGGCUACCGCAUGCCGUGCCCCCAGGACUGCCCCCCGUCGCUGCACGAGCUCAUGGUGCAGUGCUGGAAGAAGGACCCCGAGGAGAGGCCCACCUUCGAGUACCUGCAGGCCUUUCUGGAGGACUACUUCACUGCCACGGAGCCUCAGUACCAGCCGGGGGACAACCUCUGA
Molecule: messenger RNA, 2115 nt
Organism: Knipowitschia caucasica
Lineage: Eukaryota; Metazoa; Chordata; Actinopteri; Gobiiformes; Gobiidae
Source: the annotation of a GenBank genome assembly